CGUUCACAUUCGGACACAAAUUUAGUUGAAAAAAAAAAAACACAAAAAAAUGUCUACUGAAAACGUUGAACAGCCAGAAUCGGUCAAAUCCCAAGAAAAUGCAUUCGAAGUAGAAUCCACAAAAAUUGAAAACGACCAAUCGGUAUCGGAAAAGGCGGACUCCAAUGCUGGACUAUCGGCGUCGGAAGCGCUCCAGGAGGAAACAUCGAGUGGGGCGCAGCAAAUGGAAUCUGUACAGUUAGAGGAAGGAACAGAAAAUGAAGAGCAAGAAGAGCCUUUGGAGGAAUUCGCUUCCAAAAGCCAACAGGUAUCAGUAAAAGGUGACCGACUUGUAGAGCUCGGCGAAUCAGCGAGUGUGUCGCUAGUAGGUGUUCCGCCGGCUGAGGAGAUAGAAGAAGAACCCCCGGCGGAAGUUGAACCUCCUUUCAAAAAGAAUCGUCGCAUACAGGUGCCUUCGGCAGAUACGACACGAGGGAUUUAUAGUAUAGAACCAUCCCCUAAAAAACCUCCUAAGCGAAAGUUCCAUGAUCCAACACCACAGAAGAUCGGUGUUCUGGUGGGGAUAUCGUGUAAACGACUUUCAAAAAUUACAGGCAUGGAAGCAGUACAAUUGGAAAUGCUGAAACACUUUUCGGUAGUGUUUUUGUUCAGUCGAUUCCAGAAUCCACACAAGUGGGACGCCUUCACGUUCAAAGAAAUUCGUUCUCUGGGCGAUGCAACUGAUAACAAUCUGGUCAUGGACAAGUUUCCAAUCACUUACAUGGAUCUGAUUUACGAAAUGACCCUCACGGAUACGAUCGUCAAGGGUCGCAUCAAUUCCAAGGAUGCUGCGCCACCGAAUUUCAAAAAUGCGCUCAUUGACCAGCUGGCCAAAAACAGUGGUUUGGUGAUCAAAUGUGAAAAUCACUAUAUGCUAGCCUGGAAGGUUCAGGACGGUUACUAUUUGUAUGAUCCAUGUUUGAAUGAAGUUUCACAGUUGCUAUUUUUCAAUAGUCUAAUAUUGAUGAAAAAGUUUAUUGUACACACCAAAGAGCUGAAGGAUCGCUCCAAAUUUCAUUUGUCGAAGAUUUUCUGGAGUGCAGUAGAUGAUGGCCAUAUUCGUACACUUAAACGGAAAUCAAAUAAGCCAACGCAGUUUGUAAUGCGUAACUCAAGUGAAGCUUUGUUGAUGGGAGAUCGAUACCUCAAGGAGUCAGGCUAUAAGUUGGAAUCGCUGAGGAUUUGUUUGAACGCCAUCGAAUUAGCUCAAUCUUUGGAUACUAUAUCCUGGAACGCAGCAAAUUUGAGCAAACUCUUCGAUGGGGAUAUGUCCGACAAGUCUAUCAAUAAGGUCGGUAUAUUUUUAUGUGAAGAAGGCCCUGAGGAAAGCUAUCUUCUGGAAAAAGUACGACUGAUCCGCUUAGAAGUUGCUUUUGGCUCUUCAGAACGGGAGGAAUUAGAAAAAUUGUUGAAUAGAGUCCUGGCUAUCCGCAUGGCUGUGAUAGUCAAAAUAGAAGAAUACUAUUUCGCUCUCUGGAGCCACCAGAAAAUCGUUUAUUGGUUUUCACCAUUCCGCUUUGACGCUCUCGGUAUGGAUCCAGAUGAUCUUGACGACAAAGGCUGUUUUCUGUACGCGUUCAACACUCUGCAGCAGAUGUCCAGAAUUAUGUUUGAAUAUCUCAUCGAACUAGGAUUGUUCCCGCGGCACCAAAUUCGACUGUUCACCGUGGACGACGAACCGUUUGGAGUUUCCCCCAGACUUCCUCUGGUCGAUAGUACGGAUUCGUUGAACAGAAGUGAACUGGAGAUACAUUUGACCAAAUCUACGCGUCCUCGAGUUCUGAUUUCCUAUGAAGAUCUACCGCCGUUGACUCUUUCGGAAGCAAAACUCUGUCGCCUCAUUAUGGCUGAAGUUGUGGAUCAAGCCGAAACUGGUUGCGAUUAGAUAUAAAAGUGUUAUUCCCAAAUUGUAUAAAUAGUCAAUAAAUGAUCCGU
Uranotaenia lowii is the source of this 1974-nucleotide messenger RNA. RefSeq lists its product as uncharacterized. The transcript is spliced from 3 exons. The record is from RefSeq and is a predicted model, not a curated record. Lineage: Eukaryota; Metazoa; Arthropoda; Insecta; Diptera; Culicidae. The coding region runs from base 50 to 1924 and encodes 624 amino acids.